This is a messenger RNA of Gigantopelta aegis, 2473 nucleotides long. RefSeq names its product probable G-protein coupled receptor 139. Gene Ontology annotation, molecular function: G protein-coupled receptor activity. Gene Ontology annotation, biological process: G protein-coupled receptor signaling pathway. The transcript has 2 exons. Gene Ontology annotation, cellular component: membrane. Lineage: Eukaryota; Metazoa; Mollusca; Gastropoda; Neomphalida; Peltospiridae. The coding region runs from base 326 to 1549 and encodes 407 amino acids. The record is from RefSeq and is a predicted model, not a curated record.
AUACUAAACCAGGUGUUUUUAGCUUAUGUGUCACAUAAGUUUGGAAAUAGCGACAAGCAAAGUAGUUCUCAGGCAUGAAUACUGGUUUUAGUAAUUAUCAUGUUUACUAAAUUUCCUCCUAAUAUUUCCCAUUAACAGUUUGUCAACACUAAUACCCUGAUACUUUAUACAUCAUUAAUAUAUUAUUAUAAACCUAUUGAUUUCUUUUUGUUUUUCACUGUGCUACAGAUGAACGGCUGCAGACAGUUGACUGUUAAGAUUUGAGGAGAUGGUUACCGGUCUACACACGUGUACAUGUAACUGACAACAUCUAUCAAGGUUGAAAAUGAGCUGUCUGAACUACACUGAGAUGAACAAAACAUCCAUGAUGAAAUCCUACGAAGAAGUGCGCACUGAGGAGAUCAGCCAUUUCUUCAUGGCCAUCGCGACGCCCCUCGUGUGUUCCUUCGGUGUCCUUGGCAAUAUCCUCAACCUGGUUGUCCUGACGAUGGAGAAAUACCAGCGCACCCUCACCAAGAUGGAGCUGUCUGCCCACAUGGGUCUCAUCGCUCUGGCCUUCUCGGACUUCAUGUUCUGCCUGUUGGCACUGCUGUUCACCUUGCUGCCUCUGAAGGACGUGUAUGAGCUGGAGGACUACGUCGUGUACUACGACUGGCUGGGCGGCGGCUUCAUUACCAUCUUCAUCGUCAUCAGCACAUGGCUCAUCGUCGUCAUGGCGGGGGAACGCUACAUGGCUGUCUGCCAUCCAUUCAAGGCACGCAAACUGAUCUCGCUCCGCAAGACUCGCAUAAGCAUCACUGUGAUCUUUGUUCUGUGCGCACUGUGCACGGUUCCCAUAUUCCUUGAGAAGGAGAUCGUGCGGUGCGACAAUUCGACGUUUCUCAGAGUCGAAGACCGGAAGAUGUUCACACGGCCGAUUGUUGCGGCACGCCGUCUCGCAUGGUCGGUGUGUUUCGACUUCAUCCCCUGCGCCUCCCUCAUCUACUUCAACAUCAUUCUCAUCCUCAAGAUCCGCAAGGCCAAGCAGCUACGGCAGAACAUGGCUCCUCUGCAACGAGAGAAGAAAAUAGCGAUUCGCCCCGCGAAACGUAACGGCUCUGUGAAGUUCGCCCGAGAACUGAACAUCCACCACCAGAGUCAUUCUCAGUCUUCGAGUUUCUCGCACUCAAACGUCAGCGGGAAACUGACGGUUCACCUGACGAGGAAACGGGCUGCUGACAGUGCCCUCAAUUCCGUUACCGCGACGCUGGUUGCCGUGGUGUUAUUGUUCCUUAUUCUCGUCUCCCCCAGCGAACUUCUUAAGUUUGUUCUCGAAUAUGCAACGUCUUCAGUGGAUAAGUAUAAGGUCAAACUUGUAAGAUCUGUGACCAAUUUCAUGCAGGCACUGAAUUUUUCAACCAAUUUUGUGCUAUACUGCGCAAUAAACAAAUCGUUUCGGCAGACGCUAACCAAGAUAGUUUGUUUAUGGUGGAUUGCUCUGUUGCCCAAAAGAAAACGAAAAGGUUCUUCGGAUUCCAUGACUAGUGAUGAACGGAACAAUAUGAUAUAAAAAAAAACUACAAUGAAAUAAGUGGUAGAUGAUUUCCAACACUUACAAUUAAGAAAAUUGCAUCAGCAAAAACAAGUGCUCAGGCAAAAGUAGUCUCUUGCCUAAAAGAAAACGAAAUGGUUUGUCAGAUUACAUGACUAAUGAUGAACGAAACAUUAUGGUAUAAAAAUUACAAUAAAAUAUGUACUAAAUGAUUUCCAACCCUUGCAAUUCAGAAAAUUUCAUCGGCAAAAAUAAAUUAUGUGGCAAAAGCAAUCUGUUGCCCAAAAUAAAACAAAAAGGUUCCUCAGAUUCCAUGACAAGUGACUGACGAAACAAUAUGAUUUAAAACCUACAAUGAAAUAAGUGGUAAAUAAUUUCUAAGUCUUUCGAUUUGGAAAAUUGCAUCAGCAAAAACAAAUGAUAAAAUACACUUUGACUGAGAAUUAGUUUUUUAACAGGUCUACACUUGUAUCUUCCCUCAAUAGUAUGCAUCAGUUAAAAAAAUAAAAAAUGCUGAUGUUAAUUGAUUUUAUACUGGCUAUUACAUUAAUUGGCUUUGUUGAAUGUGGACGUGAAUUGUAAAAGCUGAAUUUCUCAGUGUAUAAACAAGAAUAUUAAAGGAGAAUGAAUAAUUUCUGUUGGAAAAUCAUCUAGUGAUUGAUUUCUACCGUGCUUUUCCACUGGGUGGUUAGACAUUGGUGACCAGGGGCCUAAUUCACAAAAGUCUCUUGGGCUCUGCUAGACAACAAAGCAUCCUCUUUGCAAGUCUUUUAGCACCGCACUGCGAGAUCGCAAAGUUGCAAGAGUUUAGUGAAUUAGGCCCUUGGUGCUCACCUAGGUGCAGCCAAUAUGUCUGUAAAAUGUUAUAUACGUGUUAUCAAAAAUAACGAAUAUAUGUUCUCACCAACAGGUGUAUAUAAAAAAUAAAUAUAACAAUAUAUA